AUCACCGCCUUCUUUUGUUCUGUCCUCUCCUCUCUCCUCUCCUCUCCAAUGAAAUUGAAACCUAACUAGCACCAAGCAACCUUCUACAUUUCUCUACUGAUAUUCUCUUAAUCCCCUCUUCGUCCUUCUAAGGUGGAUAGGAAGAGGGUUGUUCUUUUCUUGAGCUUUGGUCGUUCUUGGUGGGCAAAGUUUUUGGCUUUUCCGCUUUAUUUUCAGGGUUUUCACUCGCCCUUGAAGGUGUUACUGCAAAUAACUUCAAAACCAGAUUUUUUGAGAACAGAUGUCGUUCCGCAGCAUAGUUCGGGAUGUUAGGGGUAGUUUCGGAAGCUUUUCGAGGCGUAGCUUUGAUGUGAGGCUGUCCAGUGAUCAUCGCAGGGGAAGAUCUUCGAACGGUUCGAUCCAUGACUUGAGUGACCAUAGUGGACCAGUAGUUGGGAACGGCUGCUGGUCAAAUCUCCCACCAGAGCUACUCUUUGAUGUGAUCCGGAGGUUGGAGGAGAGCGAGAGCACGUGGCCCGCUCGUAAGCACGUUGUAGCUUGUGCUGCAGUUUGCAGAUCUUGGAGGGGCAUGUGUAAGGAAAUUGUUAGGGGUCCUGAUUUGUGCGGAAAGCUCACUUUCCCUGUUUCACUCAAGCAGCCGGGAUCUCGCAAUGGAACUAUUCAAUGCUUCAUCAAGAGGGACAAGUCUAAUUUGACAUACCAUCUUUUCUUGUGUCUCAGUCCUGCUUUGCUUGUUGAGAACGGGAAGUUUCUUCUCUCUGCGAAAAGAACUCGACGAACGACUUGCACAGAGUAUAUCAUCUCCAUGAAUGCAGAAAACAUCUCUCAAUCCAGCAACACAUAUAUUGGGAAAUUGAGAUCGAAUUUUCUGGGGACGAAAUUUAUCAUAUAUGAUACCCAGCCGCUGAGUACCAGUAGUAGUAGUAGCGCGCGCACUCUCCCGGCUCCGGGCCGCACGAGCCGAAGAUUCUAUUCCAAGAAAGUGUCACCCAAAGUUCCGGCGACGGGGAGCUACGGCGCCGCGCACAUCGCGUACGAACUGAACGUGCUCGGAACGCGGGGCCCACGGAGAAUGCACUGUACCAUGCUCUCGAUCCCUUCCUCGGCACUCGAUGCCGCCGUACAACAACAACCCGCCGAGCUCCUUCACAGGGACGACUCGUUCCGGAGCGCCGCCUCUUUCUCGAAGUCCCUUCUGGAACCUUCCGGCGAUUUCAACUCCGCCCGGUUUUCCGACAUCGGCAUGCCGGCACCCUACGAAGAAGGAGAAGGAGAAGACGGGGGCAAGUCGAAGCCGCUGGUUCUCAAGAACAAGGCGCCACGCUGGCACGAACAGCUACAUUGUUGGUGCCUUAACUUCCGAGGGAGGGUGACGGUUGCGUCCGUGAAGAAUUUCCAACUAAUUGCCGCCGCCGCCGCCAGUGGGCCACCGGCAGCAGCAACCUCGCAACAGUCGUCGUCAUCGUCGGAUCACGACAAGGUGAUACUGCAAUUCGGGAAGGUGGGGGAAGACAUGUUUACCAUGGAUUACAGGUACCCCUUGUCUGCAUUCCAGGCUUUUGCCAUCUGCUUGAGCAGCUUUGAUGCCAAAUUGGCUUGUGAAUAGAAGAAGAAGAAGAGGAAGAAGAAGAAGAAAGAUUAAUUGUCAAUUUAAUUAAAAUUAGACGACGCUGUAAACAUGUAAUGCAUUGCCUGUGUUUCCCUCUUCUUCUUCACUCACCAUUAUAACCAGAACUGGUUUUGAUAAAUCUAUGAAUCCCACGCUUUAUUUAUUUUCUCUGGGAAAACGUUUCUUGUUUUCUUUCCAUGUGUUUGUUCCAUUUGAUGAACAGUGUGCUCUUCGACUCUGUAUUUA
Cuscuta campestris is the source of this 1855-nucleotide messenger RNA. NCBI's taxonomy places the organism in Eukaryota, Viridiplantae, Streptophyta, Magnoliopsida, Solanales, Convolvulaceae. The record is from the annotation of a GenBank genome assembly.